ACGAACAAAUUUUUAUUUUGCGGGAAAAAAACCAACUGUUGAAAGAUUAUACAAAGAAAAUAAAAAGGGGAAAAGUUAAUUAUUCUCCAAUGUGACGACCGGAAGCUACAAUAAGCGGUUACAGUCAAGUUUCAAGAUAAGAGGCUAUGGACGACAUUUAACAGCAGCUAACAGACACAGGAGUUUUGACCACUUCUUGUGGUCGCGCGUGUUUUGUUGGCCGUGUGGACUGAACCGUCCUACACCUUUGACUAGCAAGUCGAGAACUGACAUCUGUUCUUUCACCAUGGAGACGCUGUGGCUCUAUCAGAUUCUUUCUGUGGCCCAGGUUGGUGGAGCUAAUCUUGAUUCGACCUUCAAUACCAGUCAGCACGUGCUGGCCAAUACAUCGUAUGGGACCCUCAGGGGCGUGGCUGACUUCAACAACUCGACUGGAGGGGUCAUCAAGUUCCUUGGCGUGCCAUUCGCCAAACCCCCAACAGGUUCGUCUCACCCUUAAAUAUCAACUGGGAAAUUUGUAUUUAAUCUUCAUUUGAUAAAUCAUUUAAAACAUUCCAGUAUCAGACUUCAAGUGUUACGGAAUUUUUUUUUCAGACUAUCGGAAUUUUUCACACUAUCGGAAAUUUUAGACUGCGGGUAUUUUCAGUUAAAAUAUUAAUAAAAUGUUUUGGACUAAUAACCAUUGUCUCAUGUUCUCCUGUAUUAUUCCAAAAUAAUAUGGUUGAUAGUAUAUAUUAUUUAGAUUACAUUGAUAUAUGCGACAGUCACCGUCCAGGCCAUCUUUCUAGGUGCUGUGACAACUCCAGAUCGUGCCCCAAAAAGACAAAAAUAUCUAAAUUUUCUAUGCCGAAUCCUGGCACGCCAUCAGGUGAAAUUCCGGUGGCAUCCGGUUUGUCUCCACUAUUCACACAGCCUUGCGUUACCCCCGCUCUUAAUGUGAUGGUGCCUUUUAUUUUCUUUUUUCUUUUUCGAAGGUUAAUUUUUGUCAGGAUGCAUAUUUAUGAUUUAUGACGAACCGUUAAUAAUAAAAUCUUGAAACUUAAGAAGGAAUAAUUUCUAAUAUUCUGAUUUAUAGGUUCACGUCGCUUUAAGAGACCGGAAGCACCGGAUCGCUGGUCGGGAGAGAGGAGUGCCUUGCAGGCCGGGCCAUGGUGUCCACAAGCCCUCGACCCCAAGGUGAUCGGUCUGAUCAAGUUGGACGAAGACUGCCUGACGCUAAAUGUGUACACGCCCAGAAGUUCAUCCUACCCCCUGCCUGUCAUGGUGUGGAUACACGGAGGGGCGUUCUACCGAGGCUCGGGCUCACUGUUUAAUGGCGAGGAGUUGGCGCAGAGGGGAGUCGUACUUGUUACCUUCAAUUACCGGCUGGACGUUUUCGGCUUCCUGUCUACGGAAGAUGACAUCCUCCCGGGUAACUACGGACUCCUUGACCAGAUCCUGGCACUGGAAUGGGUCAAACGAAACAUCGCCGCUUUCGGGGGCGACCCUAAUCGGGUGACCGUCUUCGGUGAGAGCGCCGGAGGAAGCAGCGUGUCUCUCCUGCUACUGUCUCCCCUCGCCAGUGGGCUGUUCCAAAAAGCUAUCAUCGAAAGUGGUUCGGCUCUAGCUCCCUGGAGUAUCACCUACCCGACCAGCCAACUGAGCCUCAAUGGUAUAUCCCGACUGACUGGGGAGAAGGUUAACUGCAGGCAAAUAAACUCGGUCGACUUUCUGGCGUGCGUCCAAGCGGCAAACGCUACGGACCUUCUCAGUGCAAGCACACAGCUCCGACUGUCCACAAAACUAGACGUCAUCUACAUACCACGUGUCGAGACGGUCUUCGGAGUUGUACCCGCCCGUCCGUCGCAACUCUUGACCUCUGGUCAGUUCACCAAAGUUGACACCAUCCGUGGCUACAACACCCACGAGGCGCUGUUUCUUUUAGUGAACACGAGCAGCAUAACCCGGCCGGAAUUCCGUCAAAAGAUAUCUCGGGUCAUCUCCCCCUUUAAGCUCUCUGACAUGGAUGCCAUCCUUUCACAGUUUGAAGAAGUUUACCUGGCCAACGUGUCCGACGGUGAUCUCAUCAUCCGCCACGCGCUGUCAGCCAUUUCCGACUACGCCUUCAUCGCACCGAUCGUCUUAGAAACGAAGCUGGCUGCGGCCGCGGCUCCGUCCAAUAAAAACUAUCUCUACGAGUUCCAGUAUAAGAGAAGUGUGAGCGCGACGCCUGCGUGGAUACAAGCUGUGCACGGCGAUGAAGUUCCGUUCGUCUUCGACUCCUUCAGCAACCCACUUUUGUGGCCGGUGGACCAAGGCCACACGCGAGAAGAUGAAGACGUUUCUGACGAGAUCAUCCAACUGUGGACAAACUUCGCCAAGACAGGUGCUCCUACAGAUGACGUGUCUCUGAACGCUCUUAGCUGGAAGCCCUUCACCGCCACGCAGGAGAAUCUUCUGAUCAUCAACAAGUCUCUCACAGCGUCCACUUCUCAAAAAAAUUCAGCAGUUGAGCUCUAUAAAAAAAUUCUGCAACUGAUAGACAAGCAGACCAUUCCCGACGUUAUAGUAGGAUAAUUCACAAAUUUCAAAUGUUGAUUUAUUUCUUUCCCAAUUUCAAUUCUUUGUAAUAAAUGAAAAUAAAUAGA
This is a messenger RNA of Lymnaea stagnalis (great pond snail), 2627 nucleotides long. NCBI's taxonomy places the organism in Eukaryota, Metazoa, Mollusca, Gastropoda, Lymnaeidae. The record is from the annotation of a GenBank genome assembly.